AUGUCUCUUCCACAUUUCUUCAUCUUCUUCUUCUGCGUCUCUCUCUGUGUUUCUUCUUCCUUUUCAGCUCUUCUCGCACCCAUCACGAAAGACCACACCACUCGUCAGUACACACUCUCAGUUUACCUGAAAACCCCACUUCAACCCACCAAAUUGGUCCUAGAUCUAGGAGCCUCCUUCAGCUGGGUCGACUGUACUCAAAAUUACACUUCCACCACGUACCACUCCAUCCCAUGCAGUUCUUCUCUCUGCAAUGCCAUCGCUUCACUCGCUUGCUCCAACUGUUUCAACCCGCCCGGUCCCGGUUGUGCCAACGACUCGUGUGCUAUGUUCUCCGAAAACUCAGUCACCCGGAAGGCCAUUAUAGCCGAAGCACUCGUCGACUCGCUCGCUUUGCCCACCACCGACGGUCGCAACCCGGGUCGACUCGGUCUCAUCCCCGAGUUCGUAUUCUCUUGCUCCAAAACGUCUUUACUCAAAGGACUCGCGAAAGGAGUCACCGGUUUGGCGGUUAGCAAAGCCUUCUCUUCUCCUUACUUGUUUGCGCUGUGCCUGUCCGGUUCACCCUCCGCUCCUGGCGUGGCUUUCUUUAACUCUGAUGGACCCUACUAUUUCUUGCCCGAAAUUGACCUUUCAAAAUCACUUGUUUACACUCCACUCCUUUUGAAUCCAGUAGGGAUCACCAUCAUAACGUACUACCUACACCCCUCGGAUGAGUACUUUAUUGGUGUGACUUCUAUAAAAGUCAACGGAAAUAACGUACCCAUUAAUCAGACGAUCAUGACCAUUGAUCAGAAUGGCUUUGGUGGGACCAAGAUCAGCACCGUUGUUCCGUACACAGUCCUACAAACGCCUAUUUAUAAGGCGUUUACGGAAGCGUUUGUUAAUGAAUCAGCUGCGUUGAACCUCACCGUAACAAAGCCUGUGAUCGGGGUGUGUUACAAUGCGGACGACGUUUCGAGUACGCUCGUGGGACCGGCUGUUCCGACCGUAGAUCUGGUGAUGCAGAGUGAUGAUGUGUUUUGGAGGAUCUUUGGAUCGAAUUCGAUGGUCAGGAUUGUGAGGAAAGGUGUAGACUUGUGGUGCUUGGGGUUUGUGGAUGGUGGGGCCAAUCCAAGGACAGCGAUUGUGAUUGGAGGGCAUCAGAUGGAGGAUAAUCUUUUGCAGUUUGAUCUUGGGUUGAAGAGACUGGGUUUUUCUUCUUCAGUUUUGCUGCAUAGAACUACGUGUAGUAACUUCAAUUUUACCACAAACAAUAACUUAAAAUAG
This is a messenger RNA of Ilex paraguariensis (yerba mate), 1269 nucleotides long. The record is from the annotation of a GenBank genome assembly. NCBI's taxonomy places the organism in Eukaryota, Viridiplantae, Streptophyta, Magnoliopsida, Aquifoliales, Aquifoliaceae.